Messenger RNA from Trichomycterus rosablanca, 4098 nucleotides. RefSeq lists its product as uncharacterized. The transcript is spliced from 10 exons. Gene Ontology annotation, molecular function: GTP binding. The record is from RefSeq and is a predicted model, not a curated record. The coding region runs from base 1 to 4098 and encodes 1365 amino acids. Lineage: Eukaryota; Metazoa; Chordata; Actinopteri; Siluriformes; Trichomycteridae.
AUGGAGCUGCUAAUUAAAAGUUGUCUUUUAUCCACAGACCUGCGAGUUGUGCUGCUGGGAAAGACUGGAUCAGGUAAAAGCUCAACAGGAAACACCAUCCUGGGCAGAAAGGCAUUUAAGGAGGAAAAUAGGGCUGUGUCAGUGACCAGACAUUGUAUGGAACAGAAAAGCAGAGUGGAUGGUAGAAACAUCUCAGUGGUUGACACUCCAGGACUCUUUGAUACAUCAAGAAAUAAUGACGAUCUAAAAGAUGAAGUGGCGAAGUGUGUAGAGAUGUCAGUUCCUGGUCCACAUGCAUUUCUGCUGGUCAUCAGAUUGGAUGUGAGAUUCACAGAUGAGGAGAAGAACUCUGUGAAAUGGAUUCAGGAGAACUUUGGAGAAGAUGCAUCAGGCUACACAAUUGUAGUGUUCACUCAUGCAGAAGCGUUAGAUGUAACACUAGAGCAGUACAUAGGAGAAUGCCCGGACCUAGAGCAGCUCGUUCAGAGCUGUGGUGGAAGGUACCUCGCAUUUAAUAAUAAAGUUAUGCAGAACGGUUCUCAGGUCUUAAAACUUCUCAGGAGAAUUAGACUGUUAGGCAGCAGCUUCUACACCAGUGAGAAGUUUGAGGCGGCUCAGAAGAGAUUACAAGAGGAGAGAGAGAGACAAAGAAAAGAUGAUGAGAGAAGAAAGAAAGAGUGGGAGGAAAGAAUAAGGGAGGAUGAAAGAAACAGGAUGGGGUCGUCACAGAUCCGUGUACGUGGAAAUAAAACUCCAAGAAGCCGGAGACCUUGUUCAGCAAUGGACCGACGGAUCGUUCUCCUGGGAAAAACUGGAUCAGGAAAGAGCUCCACUGGUAACACCAUCCUUAAAGGCAAACAUUGUGAGCAAAGAUGUUCUCCUGCAUCUGUGACAAAGAAAUGUGAAGCAAAAACCAUACAACAUAUCAGUGUUGUUGAUACACCUGGCAUGUUUGGCACAGAUCUGUCUAAAGAUCAACUGAAACAUGAAAUAGUGCAGUAUGUUAGGAUGUUGGUUCCUGGUCCACACGUGUUCCUGCUGGUGAUCAGACUGAGCAGGUUUACAGAGGAGGAACAGAACGCGGUAAAAUGGAUCCAGGAGAAAUUUGGAGAAGAUGCUUCACUCUACACCAUCGUCCUGUUCACCCACGUCGACCAGCUGGGAGAUAGAACGAUAGAAGAGUAUUUACAGGAUGUGUUGUUUUUAUCGAUGGACCGACGGAUCGUUCUCCUGGGAAAAACUGGAUCAGGAAAGAGCUCCACUGGUAACACCAUCCUUAAAGGCAAACAUUUUAAGCGUGGAUGUUCUUCUAAAUCCUUAACAAAGAAAUGUGAAGCAAAAACCAUAAAGCAUAUCAGUGUUGUUGAUACACCUGGCAUGUUUGACACAAAUUUGUCUGAAGAUCAACUGAAAAUUGAAAUAGAGGAAUGUGUAAAGAUGUCGGUUCCUGGUCCACACGUGUUCCUGCUGGUGAUCAGACUGGGCAGGUUUACCGAGGAGGAGAAGAACGCUGUAAGAUGGAUCCAGGAGAACUUUGGAAAAGAUGCUUUACUCUACACCAUCGUCCUGUUCACCCACGCCGAUAAACUGGGAAACAGAACGAUAAAACAGUAUUUACAGGAGAGUCCAAAACUCGGGGAACUCAUCAAAACUUGUGGCGGCCGCUAUUGUGUAUUUAAUAACAACGACCAGCAGUCCAACCAAGUUCAGAACCUGAUGCAGAAGAUAGAUGAGGUUGUUAAGAUGAAUGGAGGGAAGCACUACACUAGGGAGAUGUAUGAGGAAGCUCAGAGAGAACUAAGUGCAAUGGACCGACGGAUCGUUCUCCUGGGAAAAACUGGAUCAGGAAAGAGCUCCACUGGUAACACCAUCCUUAAAGGAGCAUAUUUUGAGCAAAGAUGUUCUCCUGCAUCCGUGACAAAGACAUGUAAAGCAAAAACCAUACAACAUAUCAGUGUUGUUGAUACACCUGGCAUGUGUGACACAAAUCUGUCUGAAGAUCAACUGAAACAUGAAAUAGUGCAGUGUGUUAGGAUGUCGGUUCCUGGUCCACACGUGUUCCUGCUGGUGAUCAGACUGAGCAGGUUUACAGAGGAGGAACAGAACGCUGUAAAAUGGAUCCAGAAGAACUUUGGAAAAGAUGCUUUACUCUACACCAUCGUCCUGUUCACCCACACCGACCAGCUGGGAGACAGAACGAUAGAAGAGUACUUGGAGGAGAGUCCAGAACUCGGGGAACUCAUAAACACUUGUGGCGGCCGCUAUUGUGCAUUUAAUAACAACGACCAGCAGUCCAACCAGGUUCAGAACCUGAUGCAGAAGAUAGAUGAUGUUGUUAAGAAGAAUGGAGGGAAGCACUACACUAAUGAGAUGUAUAAGAAAGCUCAGAGAGAACAAAGUGGUAUCGACUGGGAGGCUCACAAAGAUCAGAGAUCCGUGUACGUGGAAAUAAAACGCAAAAAAAGCCAGAGACCUUGUUCAGCAAUGGCCCGACGGAUCGUUCUCCUGGGAAAAACUGGAUCAGGAAAGAGCUCCACUGGUAACACCAUCCUAAGAGGAGAAUAUUUUAAGCAUGAAUGUUCUCCUGCAUCCGUGACAAAGAAAUGUGAAGCAAAAACCAUAAAGCGUAUCAGUGUUGUUGAUACACCUGGCAUGUUUGACACAAAUCUGUCUAAAGAUAAACUGAAACAUGAAAUAAAGGAAUGUGUGAAGAUGUCGGUUCCUGGUCCACACGUGUUCCUGCUGGUGAUCAGACUGGGCAGGUUUACCGAGGAGGAGAAGAACGCGGUGAAAUGGAUCCAGGAGAACUUUGGAGAAGAUGCUUCACUCUACACCAUCGUCCUGUUCACCCACGCCGAUCAGCUGGGGAAAAAAACGAUAGAAGAGUAUUUGGAGGAGAGUCCAGAACUCAGGCGAAUCAUCAACACUUGUGGCGGCCGCUAUUGUUCAUUUAAUAACAACGACCAGCAGCCCAACCAGGUUCAGAACCUGAUGCAGAAGAUAGAUGAUGUUGUUGAGAAGAAUGGAGGGAAGCACUACACUAAUGAGAUGUAUAAGAAAGCUCAGAGAGAACUACGUGGUAUUGAUUGGGAGGCUGUAGGUGCAGUUGCCCUUGGUGCAGCUGCCAUAGGUGUGAUGGCUGUUUGGAAGAGGGAGGAGAUGAGCAGGAACCAAGGAGAGGGCAGGGAGAACCGACAGGAGUGCUGGAGGCAGGAGGGACUGGGAGGAUUGUCGGAGAAGGCAGCAGUAGAGCAGGAGGCGGAUGGAACCAGACAGCCGGCAGGAGGAUCGGUGGCAGAGUUGGAGCCAGCAAUGGAACGACGGAUCGUUCUCCUGGGAAAAACUGGAUCAGGAAAGAGCUCCACUGGUAACACCAUCCUUAAAGGCAAACAUUUUAAGCGUGGAUGUUCUUCUAAAUCCUUAACAAAGACAUGUGAAGCAAAAACCAUAAAGCGUAUCAGUGUUGUUGAUACACCUGGCAUGUCUGACACAAAUCUGUCUGAAGAUCAACUGAAACAUGAAAUAGCGCAGUGUGUUAGGAAGUCGGUUCCUGGUCCACACGUGUUCCUGCUGGUGAUCAGACUGGGCAGGUUUACAGAGGAGGAACAGAACGCUGUAAAAUGGGUCCAGCAGAACUUUGGAGAAGAUGCUUCAUGCUACACCAUCGUCCUGUUCACCCACACCGACCAGCUGGAAGACAGAACAAUAGAAGAGUACUUGGAGGAGAGUCCAGAACUCAGGGAACUCAUAAACACUUGUAGCGGCCGCUAUUGUGCGUUUAAUAACAACGACCAGCAGCCCAACCAGGUUCAGAACCUGAUUCAGAAGAUAGAUGAUGUUGUUAAGAAGAAUGGAGGGAAGCACUACACUAGUGAGAUGUAUGAGGAAGCUCAGAGAGAGCUAAGUCGUAUCAACUGGAAGACCGCAGGUUUAGUAGCUGCAGGUGUAGCUGGCGCAGGUUUAGCUACCAUAGGUGCAGUUGCCAUAGGUGCAGCUGCCAUAAGUGCAGCUGGUGCAGGUGCAGCAGGUGCAGCCGGUGUAGCUGCUUUAAGUGAAGCUGUCCUACGUGCAGCUGUAAAAACUGUAAAACUUGUAUGA